Entelurus aequoreus (snake pipefish) is the source of this 2285-nucleotide messenger RNA. It is a transcript of the gene fam43a, whose product is annotated as family with sequence similarity 43 member A. The record is from RefSeq and is a predicted model, not a curated record. NCBI's taxonomy places the organism in Eukaryota, Metazoa, Chordata, Actinopteri, Syngnathiformes, Syngnathidae. The transcript has 4 exons. Bases 326 to 1408 code for a protein of 360 amino acids.
AUUGUGGAAGAGCGAGAAGAUGCAGUUCUGACACUAGCCGGAAGGUGGCAGCAAAACAUUCUCCCGGUGUGCCACAUGAGGCUGAAUGGUUGCUCUCUCCCCCCCUACAACAAGCCUGCGAUGGUUUCUUCCAGCAUUUAAAGCUGAGCCGCUCCCUCCUCCCCUCAGUGUGCCAGCAGACUGAGCGCGCAGCCAUGGACCGCUUUAGCCAAGUACGGAGUCCCUGCCAGUCCUAGACUAGCUCUCACAUGACUUGAGUGGCGCACAAAAGCAAAAGUUGACGUGUCCUUGUCUCCCAGGGGAGGUGCGGCGGGCGGCGGACAAAAUGCUUCCGUGGAAGAAGAGCAAGUUGGAGCUGAUCGAGGAAGACAAGCCGUCCAAGCAGAAGGGCUAUGCGGUGAGUUUCAACUACGCGGCGCUCGCCUCCUUCGCCAAGUCCUGCCCGGAGAGCGCGCUCUACCGGGUGGGCAACAUGUUCAAGUCCAAGAGGAGGAAGGUGAAGAUCACCGGCGACGACCCCACCUACACGGUGCUCUACCUGGGCAACGCCACCACCAUCCAGUCCAAAGGGGACGGCUGCACGGACGCGGCGGUGGGCAAGAUCUGGGCCAAGAGCGACGCGGGCAAGAGCGGCACCAAGAUGCGCCUGACCGUCAGCUCGCAGGGCGUCCGCAUGGUGCACGUGGACGACAAGGCCGCGAGGCCGGGGCACCUGUACCUGCUGCACCGGAUCACGUACUGCGUGGCCGACCCCCGGCUGCCCAAGGUCUUCGCCUGGAUCUACCGCCACGAGAUGAAGCACAAGGCGGUGAUGCUGCGCUGCCACGCCGUGCUGGUGUCCCGGCCGGAGAAGGCCAAGGCCAUGGCGCUGCUGCUCUACCAGACGUCCGCCACCGCCCUGGCCGAGUUCAAGCGUCUCAAGCGGCGCGACGACGCCCGCCACCAGCAGCAGCAGCUCAUUGGCGAGCGCGGCGUCCCCCUGGUGCCGCUCAGGAAGCUGCUCAACACCCAGUGCUGCUACAAGCCCCCCGUGGAGCGCAGCCGCAGCGCACCCAAGCUGGGCUCCAUCACCGAGGACCCGCUGGGCGAGGAGGAGGAGAAGGAGGAGGAGGAGGAGGAGGAGAAGGAGGAGGAGGAGGAGGAGGAGAAGGCGGCGCACUUCGAGUGCGAGGACGUCCUGGACACGCGGGGCGGCGGCCUGGUCGCCCGCGACGACCAGCAGGAGCUGACUCAGAUCAUCAACCAUUUGGGCGAGAUGAGCAUCGGCAACGACGUGCGGACUCUGAAGGCCGACCUCAAAGUCACCCGCCUGCUCUCGGGAGAAAGCACCGGCAGCGAGUCGUCCGGAGACAGCGACCGGAGACUCUCCAACGGCCUGGAGCGCAUCAGCGUGCAGUCGCCCGCGUGAACAGGUGGCACUACCUCAACUUUCAUGUAGAGGUGGCACUACCUUAACUUUCAUGUAGAGGUGGCACUACCUCAACUUUCAUGUAGAGGUGGCACUACCUUAACUUUCAUGUAGAGGUGGCACUACCUCAACUUUCAUGUAGAGGUGGCACUACCUCAACUUUCAUGUAGAGGUGGCACUACCUCAACUUUCAUGUAGAGGUGGCACUACCUCAACUUUCAUGUAGAGGUGGCACUACCUCAACUUUAAUGUAAAGGUAGCACUAUGUCAACUUUCAUGUAUAGGUGGCACUAUGUCAACUUUCAUGAAAAAGUGGCACUAUGUCAACUUUCAUGUAUAGGUGGCACUAUGUCAACUUUCAUGUAUAGGUGGCAUUAUGUCAACUUUCAUGUAUAGGUGGCACUAUGUCAACUUUCAUGUAUAGGUGGCACUACGUCAACUUUCAUGAAAAAGUGGCACUAUGUCAACUUUCAUGUAUAGGUGGCACUAUGUCAACUUUCAUGUAUAGGUGGCACUAUGUCAACUUUCAUGUAGAGGCGGCACUAUGUCAACUUUCAUGUAUAGGUGGCACUAUGUCAACUUUCAUGUAUAGGUGGCACUAUGUCAACUUUCAUGUAUAGGUGGCACUACGUCAACUUUCAUGUAUAGGUGGCACUAUGUCAACUUUCAUGUAUAGGUGGCACUAUGUCAACUUUCAUGUAUAGGUGGCACUAUGUCAACUUUCAUGUAGAGGUGGCACUAUGUCAACUUUCAUGUAGAGGUGGCACUAUGUCAACUUUCAUGUAUAGGUGGCACUACGUCAACUUUCAUGUAUAGGUGGCACUAUGUCAACUUUCAUGUAUAGGUGGCACUAUGUCAACUUUCAUGUAUAGGUGGC